Eptesicus fuscus (big brown bat) is the source of this 4603-nucleotide messenger RNA. It is a transcript of the gene FAM135B, whose product is annotated as family with sequence similarity 135 member B. NCBI's taxonomy places the organism in Eukaryota, Metazoa, Chordata, Mammalia, Chiroptera, Vespertilionidae. The record is from RefSeq and is a predicted model, not a curated record. The coding region runs from base 1 to 4215 and encodes 1404 amino acids. The transcript has 19 exons.
AUGUCUGAAGUACAAGGAACGGUUGAGUUUUCUGUGGAGCUCCAUAAGUUCUAUAAUGUGGACCUGUUCCACAGAGGGUAUUACCAGAUCCGCAUGGCCUUGAAGGUGUCCUCAAGGAUCCCCCACAGACUGAGCGCCUCCGUCGUUGGGCAGACAGAGGGCGGCAGCCUGCACGCGGCCUGCGUCCACGAGAGCGCCGUGCACAGCCGCGUCUUCCAGAUCUCCUACAGGAACGAGGAGGUGCCCAUCGGCGACGCCGCCGUCUUCCGGGCUCACCUGCUGUUGGACGGUGAACGGGUGGAAGAGGCCCUGAGUGAAGUUGACUUUCAGCUCAAGGUGGACCUGCACUUCACGGACAGUGAGCAGCAGCUGCGGGACGCAGCGGGGGCCCCCGCGAUCAGCAGCCGGACGCUCGGCUUACACUUCCACCCCCGCCAAGGCCUGCACCACCAGGUGCCCGUCAUGUUCGACUAUUUCCACCUGUCGGUGAUCUCGGUGACGGUCCACGCCGCCCUGGUGGCCCUGCAGCAGCCCCUGAUCAGUUUUACUCGCCCGGGAAGAGGCUCCUGGCUUGGUAAGGGCGGCCCGGACGCGGGCCCGGAGCAGUCCAGCCUUUCUCUGGAGAACCUGGUCUUCGGAGCUGGGUACUGCAAGCCGACUUCCUCCGAGGGCAGCUUCUACGUGCCCUCGGAGAACUGCAUGCAGCGCGCUCACAAGUGGCACCGGGGGCUGUGCCUGCUGCUCCUGCACGCCUACCGGGGGCUCCGCGCCUACUUCCUGCUCAUCAUGAGGGAUGUCCCGGAGCUGCCACACGUGGAGCUGGAGUCCCUUGCUGUUGAAGAAACGCUGAAUCGACUGUGCUUGGAGCUACAGAUGCUGAACAGCCCGGAGAAGAUAGCCGAGCAGAUCAGUAAGGACCUCGCCUGGCUGGCCUCCCACCUGAUGGCCCUCUGGACCCAUUUCCUGGACACGGUGACGCUGCACUCCCACGUGACCUCUUACCUCACGCAGGAGCAUCACACCCUGCGGGUGCGGAGGUUCUCCGAGGCCUUCUUCUACAUGGAGCACCACAAGCUCGCCAUCCUGACCUUCCAGGAGAACCUGGUGCAGUCCCACAGCCAGCUGUCCCUGGACCUGCGCAACUCGGAGUACCUGAGCACCAUGCCCCCGCUGCCCGCCGAGUGCCUGGACAUCGACGGCGACGGCAGCACCCUGCCCGUCAUCUUCGAGGACAGAUACGUGGACUGCCCCGCGCCAGGGCAGAGUUUGAGUGUCUGCCCUAAUUUCAAUGUUCCAGCCACAAGUCCUGCCACAAUGAGUCUGAAAGACCGAGAAGAGGACCCUCUUAUAAACAGAAAAUCAUCUUUUCGGGAAAACCUCAUCCUGCCCACCCCAGAACCACCCCAAAUGGACUGCGAUGAAGAGGUGCUUCGUGGGCCGGCGUCAGAGGAGGAGGUGGACACCCCAAACCCUGAGGACGUGCUCUCUGAGUCUCAGGUGUAUCUGACGAUUGGGGAGUCCCCAGACAGAGCAGCUGUGCCUGCAGGUGAAGGGCGCACUGGCCAGAGGGCUGAUGUUGGGAUGGAUCCACUGGCAGAUGACAACCCGCCCGGAGGGAGUCCAGGCCCAGAGGAUGGCUGGGGCCCGACGCUGGCCUACCUCGAGGUCAAGUCCAGCAAUAAGCAUCCAGGCCGAGCUGAACCCACAGUGGCCAUGAGUGACCAGCACGGGGGUGGGCGCUUCCGAGAGAACCGUGACCUGGACAGCACUCUGCCAAGCAAAGCGCCGGCAGGCGGGAGUCGCCACCCUGCCGUCUCAUGGGUGAAAACCCCGCUCCCGGAGUCAAGGACUCCCGGGAAGGGAGCUGACCAGGAGGCCAAGACGCUGCUGCUGAGUCUGAAGCCCUUCCCCAGGGAGCCUUGCGGGCCACUGAGCUCCACUCUGAGGGAUCCCCCGGAGGCCAGGGCUCCCCCAAGGGACCCUCCCCCCGAGGAGCCAGAGGAAGGUUCCGUGCUGUCUGGGGUCAUCAAGAGAUCUUCCUCCCUCAUCUCGGAUUCGGGCAUUGAGAGCGAGCCGAGCUCCGUGGCCUGGUCCGAGGCCCGGGGCCGGGCGCUGGAGGUGCCCAGUGACCGGGAAGUGUCACACCCACUGCUCCGCAGACAGGCCCCGCACAGGAACUCCCUGGAGGGCGGGCACACGGAGAGCAGCCUGAGCUUGCCCAGCGGGAUCCAGGCGUCCCUCACCUCCAUCAGCUCACUGCCUUUUGAGGAGGAGGAGCGGGAGCUGGCCCUGCUCACCAAGCUGACCAAGUCGGCGUCGGCGCCCCAGAUCAGUAGCCCAGAGGAGGCUGCUGAAGACGCGGGUGCCGUGCGGCCAGGCUCAGGUCCUGCUGAAACUCCGGGCCAGCUGGUCAACAGCACAGAAGCCCCAGGACACGGCCGUCCACCCAGUGAUGGUGGAUCCAGUAUCCAAGACACCGGGGGUGGCCCUUCCCUUGAGGUGGCUCCAGAUGCUGACCAGCAGGGCACGGGUUACCUCGACAUCCCCCAGGAUAAAGGGGCUCACGUUGACCCUCCAGGACCCCGCAGACUUGAUGGCAGGACUGAGAACCCUCCAGGUGUUGGAACCAAAGGUGUUCACUUAGAAAUACCACGUGGCUCAGCACGGGCAAGCCCCAGGGACAGAGCUUUUCCUGGAGUACAGACGGAGGCCCCGAAGCGCAUGCCUGCAGACGCAGGUGUGGGGAGUGGCGUGUGGUCCCACGGCGGCAGGUCGGACCUGGCGAGCCUCCCUGACCACGAGGUGCCUGCACUGAGUUGCCCGCCAGCUGUGGAUGCCGCCGACCUGGGGUCAACAGGCCAGCGGAGGGGCUCCCCUCACGUAGUGAAGGAUGUGGCGUUUGGGAGAGGAGCUCACACCGUGGAGUGGGGACACCAGGCAAGCGCCGCGUGCCCCACUGUGACUCACUCCAUUCACUCCCAAGUCCUGGGACCCCAGGAGCCCAGGGCGGGCACUUCGGCCAUGGGGUCCCCCCUGACCCCCGCAGAGGCCUUCUCGCCCGACAGCCUGAAAGCUGUGGAGGUCGUCAACUUGUCUGUGUCCUGCACUGCCACGUGUCUCCCGUUCUCGUCGGUGCCCAAGGAGACCCCUGCCAGGGCUGGCUUCUCUUCCAGACAGCCCCCUCUCCCCAUCACACACCAGCCUCUGGGGUCCUUCGAGGCUGUUCCUACCCAUCCGAGCGCGCUGGAGGAAGGCGUCGGCGAGAGGAUGUUCAGUUUCUAUCAGGCCAAAGAGAAAUUUAAAAAAGACCUGAAGAUUGAUGGAUUUCUGUACAGUGACUUAUCGGUACUAGCUUCUGACAUGCCGUAUUUCCCACCAGAGGAAGAGGAGGAGAGCCUGCAGGACGGGAUUCACCUGGUAGUCUGUGUCCAUGGCCUGGACGGGAACAGUGCAGACCUCCGUCUGGUAAAGACCUUCAUAGAACUGGGGCUCCCUGGAGGCAAACUGGACUUCCUGAUGUCUGAGAAGAACCAGAUGGACACGUUUGCGGACUUUGACACCAUGACGGACCGGCUGCUGGAUGAGAUCAUCCAGCACAUCCAGCUGUACAGCCUCUCCAUCGCCCGGAUCAGCUUCAUCGGCCAUUCUCUCGGCAACAUCAUCAUCCGCUCGGUCCUCACGAGGCCCCGGUUCCGCUAUUACCUCAGCAAGCUGCACACCUUCCUGUCGCUGUCCGGGCCGCACCUGGGGACCCUGUACAACAACAGCACCCUGGUCAGUACAGGCUUGUGGCUCAUGCAGAAACUGAAGAAGUCUGGCUCCCUCCUGCAGCUCACCUUCAGGGACAACGCCGAUCUGCGCAAGUGUUUCCUCUACCAACUCAGCCAGAAGACAGGCCUGCAGUAUUUUAAAAACGUCGUGCUGGUGGCUUCACCCCAAGAUCGCUACGUGCCAUUUCACUCAGCCAGGAUCGAAAUGUGCAAAACCGCCCUCAAGGACAGGCACACGGGGCCUGUUUAUGCAGAAAUGAUCAACAACCUCUUGCGCCCCCUGGUGGAAGCCAAGGACUGCACGCUGAUCAGGCACAACGUGUUCCACGCGCUGCCCAACACCGCCAACACCCUGAUCGGGCGCGCGGCGCACAUCGCGGUGCUGGACUCGGAGCUGUUCCUGGAGAAGUUCUUCCUGGUGGUGGGACUCAACUACUUCAAGUAGCGGCUGCGGGGCCGCCCGGCCCGCCCAAGGCCCACCCGGGGAGCUUGGCCCAGUCGCCCUUUUGUCGAGCUCCGCCCUUCAAGCCUGGAGCCAAGAGGAGGCCUGAGGGACACAGGAGGGGCGGACCCGGAACCCGGGUACUUCCAUUUGGGAGGUUUGGGAACGCUGAACCUACAGGGAUCGAAACAACAGGCUUUGCCCCAACCUGUCUGGCCACCUGGAGGCUCCUCCAUCCGAGAUGCUCUCUAGAGAAAAUAAAGCCACAGAACUUGGAGCUGGGGAGCCCGCCUUUGUCACCCGCAGCCGUUGGCAGGGGCAGGUGCGCUCCACCGUAACCAGGCGUGCCCAGCGGGUGGCUAGCCCAUAGCUUUAUCGUUUUUCAAAUUAA